Molecule: messenger RNA, 1947 nt
Organism: Ceutorhynchus assimilis (cabbage seed weevil)
Lineage: Eukaryota; Metazoa; Arthropoda; Insecta; Coleoptera; Curculionidae
Source: the annotation of a GenBank genome assembly
AUGGAUAAAUACGAAGUAAUAGGAACCUUAGGCGAAGGUUCCUUUGGCAGAGUGUACAAAGCCAAACAGCUAUCCACCGGCAACUUUGUAGCUCUUAAAGUAAUCAGCAAACGAGGCAGGUCCGUCAAAGAACUGAAAGGCUUCAGGCGAGAAUGCGAAAUUCAAAGAGAUUUACACCAUCCGAACAUAAUCCAGAUGCUCGAUUCGUUCGAAACAGAAAACGAAAUUGUAGUCAUAACAGAGUUUGCACCAAAAGAGCUUACAGGAGUACUGAACAAAGAAGGUUACCUUACAGAAGAAAAAGUGCAACAAAUUGUGUGGGAUUUAGUGUCGGCCUUAUACUAUCUACAUUCAAAUCGAGUACUACAUAGAGAUUUAAAGCCCCAAAAUAUCUUGUUGGAUUUAGAAAAUAAGGCCAAACUAUGUGACUUUGGAUUCGCAAGAAAUAUGAGUACAGGUACCCAUGUUUUAACUUCAAUAAAAGGAACUCCAUUGUAUAUGGCACCAGAGCUAAUCGAUGAACUUCCCUAUGAUUAUAAUGCAGACUUAUGGUCAUUAGGAUGCAUUAUUUAUGAGCUCCUAAUGGGAACCCCUCCUUUCUGCACCAACUCUAUUUUGCAUUUAAUUAAAAAAAUUAAAAGUGAGCAAAUUAAGUGGCCAACAUUUCUUUCACCAGACUGCAUAUCUUUUUUAAAAGGUCUACUCCAAAAGAAUCCAUCCAAAAGACUGACUUGGAAUCAAAUAUUGAAUCACUCCUUUGUUAAAGGUCAUAUUUUAAUAUCAAAAUCUACAGUGCCAAUGCCUCUAACUUCCUCAUUGACUGCCAGUACCAAGCAAGUAAAAGAGCAACAAAGAAAAGACAGUAUGAACCAUAAACACCAUAAAGGGGCUGUACCAAAAGAAACUGACACAAAAAAAUCUGACAGCAAUAAAAGUUCAACUGGGGCUAUACCAAAAUCAGAAGAAUCUAAAAAGUCAAAAGAGAAACAAGAGCAGGAUAAAGCAAUGGAAAAUCUAAGUAAAUGCCUAAAAGAAAAAUUAAACUUCAUAGAAGACAAUCAUCCCAUUGAACCUGAAGAAUGGAUAGUGUUUUUGCAAAAAUCCAUACAAGAAGUAAUGAAUGGUGAAAUGUCCUCACUACUGCAACCAAAUUUAACCAACAUUAUAGUUUCCCCACUUAAAAACUCAAAUUCAAACAGUAAAGUUUUAAGUUUUGUGGUCAAGCUACUAUCCAUUGCGUUUGUUGUAAAAGGAACUUCAGAAAAAACACUGGACAGAAUCAAAAAAGUUUACUUGGAAGUCAAACUUUUACCAAAUCUCAUAUACGCUGUAAAACUUUUACUUCGCAACCUGCCAGACAUUUCAAAUUCGUCUUCUGGAGGUUUACCAGCCACAAAGAAUUUGGAAACUUAUAAAUCUUUGGAAAAACUAGACAAUGAAGAACUGCAAGCAUUAGAACACAUUGUAAUGUUGGUGUGCCAUUUGGUUUACAUUCAAGAUGAUUUUGUUUUACAAUUUUGUGACGCUAUAGUUAUUUUGAAUGUCUAUAGUUUGAUAAAUACACUUUUGGGAUUGGCCAAGCGAAAGCUGAGAAUAUCGAUGGAUAUUAUAUCAAUUUUAACGCAAACUAUAAGAAGACUGCCAGAAAAUACUGAAAUAAUUGAAAAAAUCGUUUUGAAUGAUGGUAAAACAGAUAGUCAGCUUCAUUUAGGAGAGUUUUUGCGCAACUCGAAUCCAAUUAUGAGGGAAAGGAGUUGCAUAUUUGUGCUUUUAAUGGGCAAAUAUUUUCAGCACAGCACUUUGGAAAAAAUAUGGAGCUUGGAAAUAAGAGAUACACUUGAAGCGUUGAUGUUUGAUUCCAUAGAAAGUGUGAGGAAUGCUGCUGAAGCCACUGUUAAUGAUUUAAAGCAUAAGGAAUUUUACAUGAAAUCUUCCAGUUUAUUUUAG